Molecule: messenger RNA, 543 nt
Organism: Anopheles marshallii
Lineage: Eukaryota; Metazoa; Arthropoda; Insecta; Diptera; Culicidae
Exons: 1
Coding region: 1-543 (180 amino acids)
Molecular function (GO): nucleic acid binding; zinc ion binding
Source: RefSeq, a predicted model, not a curated record
AUGGACGUCAAGGAGGGCGGAAAUUCCGAGGAAGUCAUCCAGCGGGUGCAGGAGGUCUGCACGAAGGCGGAAAUACCAUCAUCCGCACGCCUCGUGGCGGACACGCUGGAAGUAAAGCUCCUCGAGGUCGACCCUUUAGCGGAGGCGUCGGACGUGGCGAAGGCGGUGCAGAGCCUGACGCAGGAGAGGGUUCCGAAGUCCGCCGUCCACCUGACGGAGUUUUGGAACGGCACGCUGAUCGCCUACGUGCGGGUGUCGACGCGGGCAGCGGAGAAGCUGGAGAACCAGCAUGUUCGAGUUCUCCACAUGUCCUGCGUCGCGACGAAGGUGCCACCGCUGACGCGGAGCAAGAUGCGGUGCUACCGGUGCCUGGAGUACGGGCAAAAGAAGGACGGGUGCAGGAGCCCGGAAGAUCGAUCGGCAGCGUGCUUCCGCUGCGGUCAGCCGGGUCACGUGACGAGGACCUGCAACGCGAAGAUCUGCUGUGCGGUCUGCAAGGGCCCGCACCGGGUGGGACAUCCGUCCUGUCCUCGACGACAAUAA